Molecule: messenger RNA, 1778 nt
Organism: Pomacea canaliculata
Lineage: Eukaryota; Metazoa; Mollusca; Gastropoda; Architaenioglossa; Ampullariidae
Exons: 8
Coding region: 96-1106 (336 amino acids)
Molecular function (GO): oxidoreductase activity
Source: RefSeq, a predicted model, not a curated record
GGGACUGUACUCGACUUUACCGGACUAUGACAGACGACAGAGUUAUCUUGUGUGCUACCGCGUCUGCUUAAGUGAGCGUUUGGCUGCUGCUAGACAUGGAGAGACUAACUCUGCCUGGUACCGACCUGCAAGUUUCUUCUCUCUGCCUAGGAUGUUGGCAGUUUAAUGACAACACAAACACUAUCAACUGGGCAGGCCAGACUAAAGAGACUUCAAAAGCAAUUGUUGACAAAUGCUUUGAAGUUGGGAUAAACUUUUUUGAUACAGCAGAGGGAUAUGCUGGAUCUGAAGAGGUUCUUGGGUAUUGUUUAAGAGGCCGCCGCCAGGAUGCAGUGAUUGCCACAAAGUAUGGUUUUAGAGUUGGGAUUGACACUCCUGCAUACAGUGCAUCUGACAUAGACCAGACAGUAACUAAUGCCUUGCGCAGGUUGGAGACUGAUUACAUUGAUUUGCUACAGAUCCACUACCCCAGCUUUAUUAAGGAUCCUCAAGAAACAGUAAAUGAGUUCAACAGUCAAAUUGCAAGAGGUAGAAUCCGGUACUAUGGCUUUUCCAACUUUGGACCUAAGAACAUAAAAACUGUCCUUGAAACAGGUGCCAAGCCAGUCUCCAACCAGAUGGCCUAUAACCUGCUGUGGCGAUCAGUGGAACAUGAGGUCUUACCACUUUGUUCUGAGAAGAACAUGAGCAUUCUGGCAUACUCCCCACUUCAGCAAGGUCUCUUGAGUGGUAAAUUCCUGAAACGUGAAGAUUUUCCUGAGGGUCGCCGUCGAGGCAAACUCUUUUCUUCCACUGAGAACUCGCUUGCUAGACAUGGUCAAGAUGGAGCAGAAGCGGAAGUUUUUGAGGCACUUAAGAAGGUGAAAAAGAUAUGUGAUGCUAAUGACUUGGACAUGGCAACUGCAUCGUUGUCAUGGGUACUGCAGCAACCCAGUGUUCCAGUUGCGAUUGUUGGUGCUAGCAGCCCUGAACAAGUGGUCCAAAACAGUAAAAUCAUGCAGCUAUCACCAGAAAUAGUCAAGCAGCUAUCUGAUGCUACUGAACCUGUGAAACAGAAGAUUGGGCGGCAGCUGGAUCAGUGGACCACUCCUGAUCGUUGUGAAUAACAUGUGGAGAUGCAUCUGCAUCAGUGUGCAUGAUCCACGAAUUGCUUAUGAUUCGUUUCUGUUGCAUUUGCAGACAGGAAUAUUUAUGAAUUGAAAUACAUAUAACUGGGCUUUUGUUUACAUUUAUUUCUUAUGCUGCAUUUUAUAUAGGUCCUUAAAAUAUUUAUUGCAUGCUUUGAUAAAAAAGAAUAAGGUCUCUACAAAAGUGAUUUCUUCAUAUUAUAAAUGAAGCUUAUUUGUAGACAGCCUUGGUAAGACAUACAUGUUGAGGUUCUUUGUGAGACUUCUUUGUUGAGGUUCUUGGUAAGACUUUUUUUUGUUGAAGUUCUUGAAAAAGCCCUUCAGACAGGUGAGCCACAACUAAUAAAAACUUAUUCAGUUUGCACACUCAGAUUAAAAUGGAUGAAUGCAGAGAAUUACAUGGUGGCUGUGGUCAUAUAUUUUUUUUUAUUAUCCGAAUAAUCAGACUUUUACAGUUUUACACAAAGCAUAAAAAUAAAUAUUGCACAACAUAAUUUUGAUUUAAAUGAUAGAAAAUUGAUCAUUAAGUGGGCAACUCUAUGAUGGCAGUGCUUUAAUAAUGUGAAUUGACUGAAUUGAUUUUAUGAACUUAUUUGAACUUUGCAUGUUACACAUUGCUGAUUUGUCAGCAAAAAUAAAGUUAAAGCACAA